Gorilla gorilla gorilla (western lowland gorilla) is the source of this 1405-nucleotide messenger RNA. It is a transcript of the gene GALT, whose product is annotated as galactose-1-phosphate uridylyltransferase. Gene Ontology annotation, molecular function: UDP-glucose:hexose-1-phosphate uridylyltransferase activity; zinc ion binding. The coding region runs from base 98 to 1276 and encodes 392 amino acids. The transcript has 10 exons. The record is from RefSeq and is a predicted model, not a curated record. Gene Ontology annotation, biological process: beta-D-galactose catabolic process via UDP-galactose, Leloir pathway. Gene Ontology annotation, cellular component: cytoplasm. Lineage: Eukaryota; Metazoa; Chordata; Mammalia; Primates; Hominidae.
AUCAUCGGGGGCGGCGCGGGGAGGGGUGGCGUAGACGGAGAAAGUGAAGGGUGAGGCACGGCCCUGCAGAUUUUCCAGCGGAUACCCCGGUGGCCUCAUGUCGCGCAGUGGAACGGAUCCUCAGCAACGCCAGCAGGCGUCAGAGGCGGACGCCGCAGCAGCAACCUUCCGGGCAAACGACCAUCAGCAUAUCCGCUACAACCCGCUGCAGGAUGAGUGGGUACUGGUGUCAGCUCACCGCAUGAAGCGGCCCUGGCAGGGUCAAGUGGAGCCCCAGCUUCUGAAGACAGUGCCCCGCCAUGACCCCCUCAACCCUCUGUGUCCUGGGGCCAUCCGAGCCAAUGGAGAGGUGAAUCCCCAGUACGAUAGCACCUUCCUGUUUGACAACGACUUCCCAGCUCUGCAGCCUGAUGCCCCCAGUCCAGGGUUGGAGACUCAGCAUUGGGGUUCGGCCCUGCCCGUAGCACAGCCCAGCCCUACCUCUCGGUUAUCUUUUCUCCCGUCACCACCCAGUAAGGUCAUGUGCUUCCACCCCUGGUCGGAUGUAACGCUGCCACUCAUGUCGGUCCCUGAGAUCCGGGCUGUUGUUGAUGCAUGGGCCUCAGUCACAGAGGAGCUGGGUGCCCAGUACCCUUGGGUGCAGAUCUUUGAAAACAAAGGUGCCAUGAUGGGCUGUUCCAACCCCCACCCCCACUGCCAGGUAUGGGCCAGCAGUUUCCUGCCAGAUAUUGCCCAGCGUGAGGAGCGAUCUCAGCAGGCCUAUAAGAGUCAGCAUGGAGAGCCCCUGCUAAUGGAGUACAGCCACCAGGAGCUACUCAGGAAGGAACGUCUGGUCCUAACCAGUGAGCACUGGUUAGUACUGGUCCCCUUCUGGGCAACAUGGCCCUACCAGACACUGCUGCUGCCCCGUCGGCAUGUGCGGCGGCUACCUGAGCUGACCCCUGCUGAGCGUGAUGAUCUAGCCUCCAUCAUGAAGAAGCUCUUGACCAAGUAUGACAACCUCUUUGAGACGUCCUUUCCCUACUCCAUGGGCUGGCAUGGGGCUCCCACAGGAUCAGAGGCUGGGGCCAACUGGGACCACUGGCAGCUGCACGCUCAUUACUACCCUCCGCUCCUGCGCUCUGCCACUGUCCGGAAAUUCAUGGUUGGCUACGAAAUGCUUGCUCAGGCUCAGAGGGACCUCACCCCUGAGCAGGCUGCAGAGAGACUAAGGGCACUUCCUGAGGUUCAUUACCGCCUGGGGCAGAAGGACAGGGAGACAGCAACCAUCGCCUGACCACACCGACCACAGGGCCUUGAAUCCUUUUUUUUUUUUCAACAGUCUUGCUGAAUUAAGCAGAAAGGGCCUUGAAUCUUGGCCUGGAAUUUGGGCAGAUAUAGCAUUAAUAAAACUGUGCAUCUCAAA